AAAGACAUUGAACAAUUUAGAUUAGAAUUGAGAUUGAUUGAAGCUCCCGAGCCACUCACAAAAAUAAAAUGAUAUGCAGCAGCUGCGGCAGAAGACAGCUCUCUCUGCCGUUGCCACUGCUUCGGCCGUCAUGGAUUGCAUUACUACCACCAUCUUCUUCCUCAAUCAAAUGCGCACUUUCCAAACAAGGCCUUCGCUUCAUCUCCACCCUCUCUGUCAAUGCCGGAGACCCUUCAGCCUCUGCCAAGUUGAUCGGAAAGUUCGUCGGAAGCUCGUCCAAGUCCAUUGCUCUCAACGCCCUUUCCCACCUCCUCUCCCCCGAUACCACUCAUCCCCACCUCACCUCUCUCGCCCUUCCAUUGUAUUCAAAGAUUAAAGAGGCAUCUUGGUUCGAGCGGAACCCCAAGCUAGUGGCAGCCAUGGCUGCCUUGCUCGAUAAACAAGGAAGACACAGCGAAUCAGAGACCUUAAUCUCCGAAACCAUUGCUGAAUUAGGGAAUAGAGAGCGAGAGCUGGCACUUUUCUAUUGCCAAUUGGUUGAGUCGCAUUCAAAGCAAAAUUCAGGUCAUGGUUUUGAAAGGUCUUACACUUACCUCCAUCACCUGCUUCACAAUUCUUCCUCCGUUUAUGUCAAACGCCGAGCCUUGGAAUCGAUGGUCGGCGGUUUGUGCACAAUGGAUAGGCCAAUUGAAGCAGAAAGUUUGAUAGAGGAGAUGAGGGUUGUGGGACUCAAACCAUCGGUUUUCGAGUUGAGGUCGGUCAUGUAUGGCUAUGGACGUUUAGGCUUGUUAAAAGAAAUGCUCAGGAUUGUUCAACAAAUGGAUAAUGGAGGGCUUGCUAUUGACACCAUUUCCUCAAAUAUGGUUCUUUCAUCGCUUGGAAUCCAUAACGAGCUUUCUGAAAUGGUCUUGUGGCUUAGAAAAAUGAAGACCUUCAACAUUCCUUUCUCGACGAGGACAUAUAACACGGUCUUAAAUUCUUGCCCAACCAUCAUGGAAAUUCUACAAAACUCGGACCAUAUUCCGUUUUCCAUUGAAGAGUUGAAAGGGGUUUUGAAGGGUGAUGAAGCUUUGCUGGUUGAUGAGUUGGUUGGAUCUGGGGUUUUGAAGGAGGUUAUGAAGUGGGAUUCUUUGGAGGCAAAGUUGGAUUUGCAUGGGUUGCAUUUGGGUUCAGCCUACUUGAUAAUGUUGGAAUGGAUGGAGGAGAUGAAAUGCAGGUUCAACAAUGAAAAGCAUGUCCUUCCAGCAGAGGUCACUGUGGUUUGCGGAGUGGGAAAGCAUAGCAACUUUCGAGGAGUAUCGCCGGUGAAAGUUAUGAUUAAAGAGAUGAUGGCUCGGACAAGAAGUCCAAUGAGAAUCGAUAGGAAGAAUGCAGGUUGUUUUAUUGCCAAAGGUAGAGCUGUAAAAGACUGGUUAUGCUGAAUGUUGAUUGAGGAAGGGCAAUGCAGAGUGUCAUCAGCCAUUGCACCUGUCUAAACUUCCACUGUGUUUGAAUUCCAGUUUACUUAUAAUAAGAGGAAUUCAUCAGCUAGCCUUGACAAUCAAUAUGAACUACUUUCACAAGCAACCUACUCGAAGGAAAAAAAGGAAAAAAAACAUUGUGGCUCACUAAAUUGUAUUUCACAAAAUUUAAGGCAUGAAAUUUGAGUCAAGCAUUUGAAUA
This is a messenger RNA of Ziziphus jujuba (common jujube), 1662 nucleotides long. RefSeq names its product pentatricopeptide repeat-containing protein At2g17033. Gene Ontology annotation, molecular function: protein binding. The record is from RefSeq and is a predicted model, not a curated record. Lineage: Eukaryota; Viridiplantae; Streptophyta; Magnoliopsida; Rosales; Rhamnaceae. The transcript has 2 exons. Bases 69 to 1421 code for a protein of 450 amino acids.